Malassezia japonica is the source of this 174-nucleotide messenger RNA. RefSeq lists its product as uncharacterized. Gene Ontology annotation, biological process: translation. Gene Ontology annotation, molecular function: structural constituent of ribosome. Lineage: Eukaryota; Fungi; Basidiomycota; Malasseziomycetes; Malasseziales; Malasseziaceae. The record is from RefSeq and is a predicted model, not a curated record. The transcript has 3 exons. Gene Ontology annotation, cellular component: ribosome; mitochondrion. The coding region runs from base 1 to 174 and encodes 57 amino acids.
AUGGCCGCCAAAUCCAAGACACGGGUGAUCAUUGCGCGGCUCCUGUCGACUGCCGGCACGGGGUACAUGUACACGACCCGCCGGCUACGUGUGGCCGACAAGCUGAGCAUGAUGAAGUACGACCCGGUCGUGAAACGCCAUGUGCUCUUUAAAGAGACCAAGGGAUCGAAAUGA